AUGGAAACGUCGCGCGCUGAGAUGAUGAGACUCGGAACUCUUAUUUGCGUCGUGUUUUCACUUCCCGACGUAAUGCGGACUCAAACAGGAAGUGGACACUCUGACUUCCUGUUGAGAACCAGCCAGAAGGUUGCAGGUUUCAAUCCCAGGUGUGGUCUUUAUGCUGGGUUAGCAUGUUCUCCUUUUGCAGCGCUUCCCCCUGAGUGUGCACCUGGUGGCCACUCGGUUCUGCAGGAUUCCUACCGCAGCACCAACUUCAGAUCCAGCAGGCUGCAACAGGCAGCACUGCAGGACUUCAUCUGUGACCACUCCCUCACUCCAGGCUGGUACCAGUUUCAGAUUUUUGACAAACGGGCUAGUAUGCCCACCCAGUGUGUGGAGGUGAACCACUGUGGGACUCAAGCUCCAGUGUGGCUGUCUCUGGGCAAUGGAGAGUCACUGCCAGCGCCGCUGGAGGUCCGGCAGCUGACAGCCUGUGCUACCUGGCAGAGCUUUCAGAGCAGCAGCAAAGACUGCUGCAUGUUUCGUAUCCCAGUCACCGUCCGGAACUGUGGGGAAUUUUACGUUUACCUGCUGCAGCCCACUAAGGGAUGCAUGGGCUAUUGUGCACAAGCUAAUCGGCCUCCCGUUCCGUCUGUGCCAGCUAUUGUCUCGGAGAUGAUUGAUAACACCGUCUACUUAAAGUGCAGCUUUGAGAGCAGCUCCAACAGCUCCUCUCUGGGUCAUGUGAUGACCUGGUCCCGCCUCUCACCUGAUGGCAAAAAGGAGGAGCUCAAACAGGAGACCACCAUCCAGACCUCGUCUUUAUUAGAGUUGGACGGCUUCAAUCUCAGACUGGGGGACAAGAUGUAUUGCUCCAGCUUCAGCUUCUUUUGGGAAUGGCCAGAAGUCCGCAGCGCUUCAGUCGAAAGUCCGGAAUUUUUUGCUGGAGUUAGGUUAAAACCAGAGCUGACUGGCAUAACUGAGGAUGGGAGAUGGUACCAGAUGCUUGUUGAGAGUUCGGUUCCGGUUCCGUGUCCAGAUGGAUCUUUCUCCUCUGCUGACGAAUGCAUUUUAUCGCUAGAGCUCAUCUCUAGUGGUCCAGAUGAGGGUCUGUUGGACGCAGACCUGUUUCUGUCCUCCUGUGUGGUGGAUCUGUCCCAGGGCCCCUGCAGGGACGGGAUUUGCAGCCAGGCUCUGGUGCACUUCAGUCCCGUCACAGAUUUUGUCCGAGACAAUGACAGAACCAGUCACAUCUCAGUGAAACCCAUCAUCACACAGAACUUCCUGUGGAGUGGCUAUUCACCAGAACCUGUUCAGAUAAAAGUUAAAGAUGCUCCCUCAGCUUACUGCUACUCCUUCACUGAUUCCCACGUCAUCACGUUUGAUGGCAGGCUCUACGAGAACAAUCACAUAGGAACUUUUGUUCUCUAUAAGAGCAGCUUUUGGACAUUUGAGGUCCACGUUCGUCAGUGGGAAUGUGGCAGCUUGGUGCGCGCCACCUCCUGUGUGUGCGGCUUUGCAGCCAGGAACGGUGAUGACAUCAUCUCCUUUGACAUGUGCAACGGGGAGAUGGGUGAGACUAAACCUCGGCUCUCGGUGAAAAACAGAGACUCAACUAACAGCGGCCUUCGGAUCACCGAGUCCUACCAAGGUCGCAAAGUCACUGUUACAUUCCCCUUUGGAGCCUCCAUUCGUGCUGAUGUGUCCGACUGGGGAAUGAGUCUAUCCCUCAGGGCCCCCGGUUCAGACCGAAACCACACCGAGGGUCUGUGUGGGACCUUCGAUGGGCAGCCAGACAAUGACUUCCACACAGCAGGGGGCACUGAGCUGGAGGAGCAUCAGGCUUUUUUCUCUGAAUGGAGACUCCCUCCCGGCAGCAGCCUGUUUGACUCUGUUCCAUCCCAUGAGAAAACACCUGAAACCCACAACUACUGCACCUGUCGGGUAAAUCCUCCCGUCUCCUUUCCCAGAACCCCAUCUCAGCAAACCUCCUCCGACUCCUCCUGCUCCAGUUUUGGAGUCAUCAGUUUUCCCAGUUUCAUUCCCACCCUGGAUGUCACAGCUGAGUACAUCAGCUCCAUGGAGCCGCCCACAAUAAACCAAAGACAGCAAAUAGCUUCAGAUCCCUCUAGCAAAAGUUCUCACGGUGGAAGUAGUCACAUUCCAGGCUCUUCCAGGACUAUGUCGUCCUCAACCCAGCACAGGCAGACCCCUGUACAUCUAAGUCUUAGUUGGUCAGAGCAGAAGAGCUUCUCCUACUUUUUCCCAGAAGACCACAAAGAAGCAGUUCAGCCAGAAGUCUCGCCAACUUGGCCCACACCUUCAAGCCUUACCCAGGAACAGGCCUGGGGUCAGUGCCAGCAGACUGUGGCCAACUCCAGCAUAGCUGUGGGCUGCAGGCUCCUUCUGCAGGAGUCCGUAAUCAGCCGAGCGAUGCAGAUGUGUGUCAGCGACCUGCAGCUGAAGGAUGAGCUGUUGUGGCUGAGUGGAACAUUACCACUGCUGGAAAACGAGUGUGAGAGGAAGCUGGUGGAGGAGGGUGGGAUGAAGCUGGAAUACCAAGAUGCUCUGCUCAUCCUUAGGUGUCCAAAUCUGUGCAGCGGGAAUGGCCAAUGCUCCGACUGGGGUUGUGUCUGCUUCCCGGGAUUUGGGUCGUAUGACUGCAGUGUGCUGAUGGACCAGAUUCCAGAGAUCACCAAACUGGAGAAAGACGGUUUGUGUGACAUCCAUGUGGAAGACUGCUCCACCAUCCGAGUCUUUGGUCACAGCUUCAUGGUCUCCAGAACGCUCAAGUGUGAGUUUGUUAAGGAAAAGUUUGAGGAUGGUGAGUGGCUUCUGGACGCGCCCCGGUUUGUCCCGACCACCUCGCUGAAUGAGACAGCUCUGGAGUGCCAGCUCCCUCUGGAGGACAGCCGCGAUCCUGCAGGCGUGGAUCUGGCAGCAGGGACAAAUGGACCGCUGGCUCGCUGGCAGAUUAAAGUUUCCAACGACGGCUACAGCUUCAGUAAUGCUAAGAUCCUGACUCUGUACGAUGGAGCCUGUCAGACCUGCAGCCUGGACUCGGAUGUCACCUGCAGCCUGAAGGAGAAAACCUGCAGUAUUGAUGGUUUGUGUUACAGAGAUGGAGAGUCCAGUCCCAGCAGUCCUUGCCUCACGUGUAAUCCAGCUCUGUCACAACAUACAUGGUCCAAAACUCAGAAGAACAGACCCCCGGUGUUCCAGUCGCCACGGUUUCGUCUCCGUUCCUUCCACGAGGAGAAUUUCAUCCACCAGCUCCAGGCUGAGGACCCAGAGGGCUCUGUGGUUCUGUUCACCCUGGUAUCAGGUCCAGAAGGCACAUCGCUGUCUCCAGACGGCCUGCUGAGGUGGAAAGCCACAGCAAAGCCCACAGAUACACACAUGUUCCAUUUUACUGUGGCUGACAGCUGCGGGGCUGAGAGCAGCGCUUCUGUUCAGGUGUUCGUGCAGUCCUGUGAAUGUCUGAAUGGAGCUGCGUGCAUCACAGAUGUGAACUCCCAUGCCAACAGUGGUGAACAUAGAUGUGCGUGUCUCGAUGGGUUUAUGGGACGGAGGUGUGAGGUGGAGGUAGACAGCUGCAAACCAAACCCCUGCAGACUGGGCCGCUGCAUCAACAGAGCCAAUGCGUUCACCUGCAUCUGCCCACCUGGGAUGACAGGACGGACAUGCAGACAGGAUAUAGACGAGUGCAUCUCCCAGCCUUGCUUUCCUACUGUGAGCUGCAAAAACACUCCGGGCUCCUUUUUCUGUGGAUCGUGUCCUCAAGGAUUCAGGGGUGACGGCCAAACCUGCAACCGUAAUGCAGACUCUUCAGGCAUUCCUGUGGCAACACCAGUGAGGGUACCACAGGUGUCACCAUCACCAUGUAGCUGGGCGCCAUGCUACCCUGGGGUCCAGUGCUUUGAGAGUGUGCACGUUGCUGCUGGUUUUGUCUGUGGACCCUGUCCUGCUGGUCUCCAUGGAAACGGGCAAACAUGUACAGUUUCUGGUCAGGAAGCUGGCGCUCCUGGAAUGGAGGAUCGUCUUCCCAUCCCAAAGUCCAGUUCCUCUUCCUCAUCUCCUCCUUCACACAGACGACCAGCUGACAGGAAGUGGAGACCAGAUCCAACCAGCUCUGACUUCAGAAGGGCGUUCCUUAACAACAGGGCGACAACAUCACCACUUCAAAGUCAAGCAGCAGGCCAAGAGUUUGCUCCUACUACUCAUGCAGGUCAGCCCAGCUGGGUGGAGUUGACCCCUGACCUCUACACUAGAGUCAAUUGGAGGUCACCAUCCCAUCAUGUGACCUGUGGAGAUUCUCCAUGUUUUCCUGGUGUUUCCUGUGAAGCCUCCACCUCCGGGUCCUUCAGGUGUGGGCGCUGCCCAUACGGGUACACUGGGGAUGGAGUCACCUGUAAAGCUGUGUGCCGGUACCAGUGUGGGGGGAACAUGCAGUGUACUCUGCCCAACACCUGCACAUGCAGACAUGGUUACACAGGCUACAACUGUCACAUAGCCGUGUGCCGACCCGACUGUAAGAACCAGGGGAAGUGUGUGAAACCUGGCGUGUGUGAAUGUUCUGCAGGCUACAGCGGGCCCACCUGUGAGGAAGCAAGCUGUGAGCCGCCUUGUCGCCAUGGAGGCACCUGUCUGUCCAGGAACCUUUGUACCUGUCCCUACGGCUUUGUGGGGCCCAGAUGUGAAAUCAUGGUGUGCAACAGACACUGUGAGAAUGGAGGCGAGUGUGUUUCUCCUGACGUCUGCAGAUGUAAACCCGGCUGGUUUGGACCGACGUGCAACUCAGCGCUCUGUGAGCCCAUGUGUCUGAACGGAGGAUCCUGUGUGAAACCGAACACCUGUGCUUGUCCCACUGGUUUCUACGGCUCCCAGUGCCAAAUUGCUGUUUGCAGUCCACCUUGUAAGAACAGAGGUCAGUGUAUGAGGAACAACAUAUGCUCCUGCCCUGAAGGAUACAAAGGAAAACGGUGUCAAAGAAGUGUGUGUGAGCCAACAUGCAUGAACGGAGGGAAAUGUGUUGGACCAAACAUGUGCUCCUGUGCAUCUGGAUGGAGGGGGAGGAGGUGUAGCAUAUCCGUCUGUUUGCAGAAGUGCAGGAAUGGUGGUGAGUGUGUUGGACCGAACACGUGCCUCUGCCUCGUCGGCUGGGAGGGUCUUCAGUGUCAAACACCGACCUGUAAGCAGCGGUGUCUGAACGGAGGGCGGUGUGUUCUGCCAGACCAAUGCUUCUGCCGGAGAGGCUACAAAGGUCUUACCUGUGCAAUAAAGGCUUCAUUAGCAUGAGAGAACAACAUAAAGGACAAGAAAAAAAGACACGAAGAAAGAGAAGGCAAAACAAAACAAUGGACAUCAGCGUAUUUGAGCAUCUUUGUGCACAUCUGAAUUCUUUUGAACACGUCUUCGUGUAUCUCUCUCUACCUCAUGGCUCAAACUGACCAAAUCUGCAUUAUUUCACACAGAACUAAAUUACCCCGCAUCGGUUUUCUCUAAAUCAUCAUUGUUGAUCACUUGUUGCACCUUGCUUAUGGGUUU
Messenger RNA from Nothobranchius furzeri (turquoise killifish), 5529 nucleotides. Lineage: Eukaryota; Metazoa; Chordata; Actinopteri; Cyprinodontiformes; Nothobranchiidae. The record is from RefSeq and is a predicted model, not a curated record.